Messenger RNA from Alternaria atra, 2961 nucleotides. RefSeq lists its product as uncharacterized. NCBI's taxonomy places the organism in Eukaryota, Fungi, Ascomycota, Dothideomycetes, Pleosporales, Pleosporaceae. Gene Ontology annotation, biological process: intracellular calcium ion homeostasis; calcium ion transmembrane transport. The transcript is spliced from 2 exons. The coding region runs from base 1 to 2961 and encodes 986 amino acids. Gene Ontology annotation, molecular function: calcium channel activity; calcium ion binding. The record is from RefSeq and is a predicted model, not a curated record. Gene Ontology annotation, cellular component: membrane.
AUGACGACACCCAACAUCGAGCGGCCGGAGCCGACGUACGAUAUGGACAGUAACUUGCCCUACCACAACCAGCGAUCGUCAGACGAAGACGGCACAGUUGUGGGGGACGAACAUCAUCACCAUCCAUUGCGCGUGGACACUGCGGCACGGCCACUGCACAACAGAUCGCGAUCCGGAACACAUCUCACCGUCGAAACCGCACAUGAUAUACAAUCACCAUCGCAAACGCGGGAGCAGGCGAGCAGGCUCAACGAUGACCUUGCUGUGCUGGCUAUCGAGCAGGGUCUGGACGAGAAGGAGGCUCUUCGACGUAAUGCCUCGAUGAACCCAUCUCUAUCGCGCGUACGAUCUCGUAGGGAAGAACUCAUAGACGACUUCGAUGCAGCGACAAACCCAUUGCACGAGCAGGCCGCUCGUUAUACGCCACCAGAGAACCCAACUACAAGCUUCUCCAAGUUUUUCAAAAAAGUCCACAACUCCUCAUGGCUUGUUAGGUACUUUACGUACAUUACGCCCAUGGUGCUUCUGAUUCUCAUUCCAUUGUUUGUUGGAUUAUUUGCCUUCCCUGACGCUAAUGUUGGGGGUGUUGAGCUUGUUUGGUUUUCCAUAUGGCUCAUGAUCGUGUGGCUGACGCUGUGGGCUGGAAGAGUGCUCGCAAAACUCCUUCCGUGGCCUAUUGGCCUCGUUUCUAGUCUCUUCACCAACAACAGCAAGAAGUGGAGGGACAUGGGCAAGCAACUCGAACUUCCAGCUACCUUGUUUUUCUGGUGGUUGGCCAUCGAAGUGUCAUUCCUACCGACCAUGAAGAAUCACCACGUCAACGGUGAUAAGAACACGCGCGACUGGGAAGGCACCAUGAACAAGGUCCUUGUAGCUCUCUUUGUCGGAUUCGUCCUCAACUUCAUUGAGAAGAUCAUCAUCCAGCUUAUCGCCAUCAGCUUCCAUCUCCGAACUUACCAGGACAGGAUCGAGCUGAACAAGUUCCAGAUUGGAAGUCUGGCCAAGCUGUACAGGUUCUCCAAAGAGAAGAUUGCCAUGGAAGACUCGGAGUUUGAACAAGGUGACAACAAUGCUCCAUCUGGCGCACGCACUCCCGGCCAAGUGCUCACAGAGGCGCAAAAGAACAUCAAAGUCGGUUUCAACAAGUUUGGAGACAUUGCUGGCAAGGUCGCUGGAGAUUUCACAGGUCGUCAGGUUACCGGCAGCGGCCAUCCUCACCAGGUCGUUCUGCAACUCAUAAGUACUACUAGUGGUGCCCAGGUCCUGGCUCGUCGUCUCUACCGAACUUUUGCGCGACCUGAGACGGAGACUGUCCAUGCCGACGAUCUCAACAACGCCUUUGAUAGCGACGACGAAGCUACUGCCGCAUUCUCCAUGUUCGAUAAGGACAUGAAUGGUGACAUCUCCAUGGAGGAACUCGAGGCUGUUUGUGUCGAAAUUGGUCGUGAGCGCAAGUCCAUCACCGCCUCCCUGAAGGAUCUCGAUAGCGUCGUUUCCAAGCUCGACGAUGUCUUCAUGUUCAUUGUGUUAAUCAUCACAAUCAUUGUGUUCAUCUCGCUGAUUUCGACAUCCGCUGCCGGUGUGCUCACAUCCGCUGGUUCGACCCUCCUGGCUCUGUCCUGGCUCUUCUCCGCAACCGCCCAAGAGUUCCUCCAGUCUUGCAUCUUCGUUUUCGUCAAGCACCCAUACGAUGUUGGUGACCGUGUCACAGUCUACGGUAAUACCGGAGACCUAGGCCGAGGCGACGACUACUUUGUCAAAGAAAUCGCUCUCUUCUACACCGAGUUCAAGAAGAUGCAAGGUCACGUCGUCCAAGCGCCCAACAGCUAUCUCAACACGCUCUUCAUCCUCAACCACCGUCGUUCUGGUGCUCUCGCUGAAGCCAUCCCCAUUAUCAUAAAAUUCGGCACAACUCUCGAGCAAAUCGAAAGACUCCGCAAUGUCCUCCUCGAAUUUGUCACAGAGGAAAAGCGCGAAUACCAAACCAACAUCCUCACCGAACUACGCGCAGUCCAAGAAGUUCACUGGCUCGAACUAAAUGUCGUCUUCUUUUACAAGUCAAACUGGCAAAACGAACUCCUGCGUCUGCAGCGCCGCAACAAAUUCAUCUGUGCACUCACAAUGGCAAUCCAGGAAUGCGGAAUCGAAGGCCCACGCAUGCGCUACCCUGGUCAAAAGCAAUCUUUCCCCGUUUACCUGCAGAACUUGCAGAACCCGGCUACACCUGGUGUUGGCAUAAACGGCACGCCCGACAACCCCAACGGCAACAUCCACAACCAAGCCCAAGACCAACCUUUCGUCGCACCCGCAGAGGGAGCAGAGUCUGGUACCGCUGCCGCACCCGGCCGCAGCCGCACAGGCUCCAUCCUGCGCAAACCCGGUGCCCCAGAGUCCCUCGCCGCUAUGGGCCGUCGUGUCGACUUCUCCCUCGGCAUGAAGUCAAUGGGCCUUGACGACCCCAGCGGCGAUGUGCUCGACGACCGAGAAAACGAGUCUCGCGCCCGCGCAACCGUCGUACGUGUCACGUCCCCCUCGCGUUCCCAAGACCGCGCUCGCGCCUCCGAAGACAGUGCAUCCGCUCGUAGUACGGGUAUCCAACGCGUCAGCACAAACGCUUCCUCCGUCGCGCGCGAACGCACGCAUCGCAACCGCUUCUUCUCGCGCAACAGACAUGGGAAUGAUGAGGAGGCUGCCAUGGCUGAUAUACCCGAAGCGAGCGAUUACGACACGCCGCCUAAAAGGAAGAAUACGCUUGAUCCUCGGACUGGUGUGAUUAGUUCAAAGGCUGUGAGGAGUAGUCACGAUGAUGGCGAGGAGGGCCUGCCUAUUACGAGGAAUGCUAGUGUGGAUGUGCCGAGGAGUACGGGCGCACUCGCGCCUAGUACGGCGGAUAGUGAGAGGACUUUUGGUCAGCCAGUGAGGUCCAGGACGGAUGGGAUUGAGAUGAGGAGGUUUCACUAA